AAACAUGGUAAUAAUAAUAAUCCUGAGAGUGAAAGGAGUCUCCUUUUUGUCUCUAUCUGUCUCCAAAUUUGAGUUUUUAUCGAGAGUAACACACACGUCUCCUCCCUUUACUUCGGCGAUUUGCUACCUCCCCUCUCUCUCUCUCUCCUUCCUCACUCUCCGGCUUUAUCAAAUUCUCUUUCCUCGGAGACACCGGAUCCGAUCGACCAGACUCUUAAACUUAUAACCCAUCAUGAGGAUUCUUCUGCAGUUUCUCCAUCUUUAAACUGAUUCACAGCUCUCUCCAGCUUUACGCAGUUUGGCCACCAAGUGUUCGUUGAAAUUCCUCAGAGAGAGAGAGAGAUGAAGGAUUUUCCUUCUUGCUUCGGUGAAAACGGCGUUCAAGUCGCGGACUCGUCGUCUUCAAACUCCGGCAAAAACGCUCAGAAUCUCGUCGCUUGCAUCUACCAGUGCCGUAUCCGAGGAAGGAGCUGCUUGAUCACUGUGACAUGGGCCAAGAGUCUGAUGGGCCAGAGCGUUACCGUUGGUGUUGAUGACUCUUGUAACAACCAGAGUCUCUGUAAAGUCGAGAUUAAGCCCUGGCUGUUCACCAAACGCAAAGGGUCCAAAAGCUUAGAGGCGUAUUCUUGUAAGAUCGAUGUUUUUUGGGAUCUAUCGUCAGCGAAGUUCGGAUCAGGGCCUGAAGCUUUGGGAGGGUUCUAUGUAAGUGUUGUUGUGGACAAAGAGAUGGUUCUGCUUCUUGGCGAUAUGAGAAAAGAAGCUUUCAAGAAGACAAACGCCUCGCCUUCGUCGUCUCUAGGUGCGGUGUUCGUCGCCAAGAAAGAGCAUGUCUUUGGUAAGAGAGCGUUUGCCACAAAAGCUCAGCUUUGCGCUGAUGGGAAAAUCCAUGAUGUUGUGAUUGAGUGUGACACGAGUGUGACUGAUCCUUGUCUCGUUGUUCGCGUGGAUGGGAAGACGUUGUUGCAGGUGAAGCGGCUUAAGUGGAAGUUUCGUGGCAACGAUACGAUAGUUGUGAAUAGAAUGGCUGUGGAGGUUCUGUGGGAUGUUCAUAGUUGGCUCUUUGGGAUGCCUUCGGCGGGAAACGCAGUGUUUAUGUUCAGGACUUGUCAAUCUUAUUCGGAGAAGAGCUUGUCUUUCUCACAGGAUGUCAUGGCAACAACAACAAACUCCAAGUCUCAAAGUUUUGGUUUUUCUUUGAUUCUGUAUGCUUGGAAGAACGAGUAGAGAAAGAGAGUUUUUUACUGGGUACUAACAAAAAAACCUUUAAAGCGUCUGUUGAUUCCUUAUCGACAUUUGUUAUUUAUAGCAUGAUUAAUGAGUUGAUUUGUGCAAAAUAUAAUAUUCAUUACACAA
This is a messenger RNA of Brassica napus (rape), 1353 nucleotides long. RefSeq lists its product as uncharacterized. NCBI's taxonomy places the organism in Eukaryota, Viridiplantae, Streptophyta, Magnoliopsida, Brassicales, Brassicaceae. The transcript is spliced from 2 exons. Bases 343 to 1224 code for a protein of 293 amino acids. The record is from RefSeq and is a predicted model, not a curated record.